AUGCCUGAUGAGUUAUGUGAAGAUAUGAAGCGUUUGAACGUGGAGGUUGUGAACUAUGGUGAAUUAGAAGCAAGGUUGAGCGCUAAGUAUGUAGGUCCUUAUGAAAUUUUGGAACGUGUAGGCAAGGUUGCUUACAAAUUGGCAUUACCUAUGGAAUUUGAGAAAAUGCAUGAUGUGUUUCAUAUUUCCCAAUUAAAAAAGUAUGUUCCUGAUGCAAAGCACGUGCUACAACCUAAAUCGAUUCAAUUGGAUGAAACUUUGACUUAUGAAGAAAGGCCUGUGAAAAUUUUGGGUCAUAAGGUGCGUAGUACACGCAAUAAUGAUGUUAGAAUUGUUAAAGUUCUUUGGUCAAACCAAGAGUAUGAGGAGACUACUAGGGAGGCCGAGGAUGAUAUGAGAAACAUAUACCUUGAGUUAUUUAACGAGGUGAGUUACGAGGGCAUAAGUCUUGUUCUUUAA
Messenger RNA from Chenopodium quinoa (quinoa), 459 nucleotides. RefSeq lists its product as uncharacterized. The coding region runs from base 1 to 459 and encodes 152 amino acids. The record is from RefSeq and is a predicted model, not a curated record. The transcript has a single exon. NCBI's taxonomy places the organism in Eukaryota, Viridiplantae, Streptophyta, Magnoliopsida, Caryophyllales, Amaranthaceae.